Messenger RNA from Cyclopterus lumpus (lumpfish), 1497 nucleotides. Its product is annotated as protein C19orf12 homolog. The transcript is spliced from 3 exons. NCBI's taxonomy places the organism in Eukaryota, Metazoa, Chordata, Actinopteri, Perciformes, Cyclopteridae. The coding region runs from base 412 to 837 and encodes 141 amino acids. The record is from RefSeq and is a predicted model, not a curated record.
UAGUAAACCCCUCGCCAUCGCCUUUUUGGUGUCAAAGGGGGUAAUAUUGUAACUAGACCGGCCGAGAGAAGGGGAGAAGCGAUGAUACCGGACCAUAUACAUAACGCAGCCGGCAUUCUGAUGAAAAUACUCUUCUUGCCUUGAUUGUCCGGUAUAUACUCUCUGAUAGCUUUUUUUUUUGGAAAGCAGGAAGUGGGGCGACCGCCAGUCAGGGAGGGCACAAAGAGUGCAGUAGUAGCAAAGAAGUUUGGUUGACUGCAUUUUAACAGCGCCGAGAGCACACACUACCACCUGGUAGUACAUUCAGGACUGAAGGUAACAAUGUAGACAGGUCUUGAGGGUCAGGGCGGCGUGAGCCCUCUUCUGUCUCUUAAAUGGAGACGAAGAAAUCCGAAGUGUCUCAGCACAGGGAUGGCUCUGCGAUUGGAUGAUGUAAUGCGUCUGUGCUGCGAACUAUCGGCUCAUGAUCAGAUCAAGGUGGCAGUAAAAAACUCCACCAAAGGCGCCAUGGUUGCCGGAGGAACGGCCUUUGUGGGCGCGCUACUUGGAGGACCUCCAGGGAUUGCUGUUGGUGGAGCAGUCGGUGGACUCCUGGGCUGCUGGCUGACCAGCGGUCAGUUCAGGCCUCUGCCUCAGAUCCUGAUGGAGUUGCCUCCAACCCAGCGACAGAAGCUCUACGAUCAGGUCGCGGCCAUCUUGAACAACCUGGACUGGACGGACGCGGCGCAGCUCAUUGCCCUUGUGAUGGGCAACGCCACUCUCCAGCAGCAAGUCACCGCCGUGCUGCUGAACUACGUCACGAAGGAGCUCCAAGCAGAGGUUCGCUACAAAGACUGAGUUCUGAGGACUUUUCAGGGGCGUCAGGCCUGCCGAGCACAACCGGAGUCCUCGUCACAUAUUUUUGUACUUGGUUGGGGAAAAAGAAACAGAAUCAUAGAUGUUUCCCUUUGUCUGUGCCAAAUGGAGCAGCUAACAGCAGGAGGGGAUACUGAAUACUACUAGUACAUAUUUAGAGUACUUGUACUCUACUGAAGUAUUUCUAUUUUAUACCACUAUAUACUUUCUACUCCACUACAGUUCAGAUGCAGAUAUUGUACUUUAUUUUACUCUACAUGUAUUUUCAGGUUCCAUUUAAAUCAACUAUUAAAUUAUGAGGAAUCAUUAUGGAUUAAACCACCCAGCCGUGUAUAUAUUAUUUGAAAUUGGCCCCACCUUAAUGCUUCACAAAUUAUAAUCUAGUGGUAUCCUAGAUAUUAUUCUUGAAAUAAAAAUCUUUAAAAGAGUACUUAAGGUAUACUUUAAUGGCAGUACUUCAAUCAUUUUAAGUAAAGGAUGUGAGUACUUCAUCAACCACCGCGGAACAAGAAAGAAGUCACUUUAUAGAAAGCCAUCUGUGUUCCUCAAUGAAUGAGUAGUGACAAAUAUUAAAUGUUUUGUACGAGAGAAUGAUGUCAACAUAUACUUUCCUCUGCUUUUUAAACUCGAUAAGAAAAACAA